UGGAUAAUUCAAUUUUUGUCUUCUAUAUAAUCAGAAUAUAUUGUUAAAAUGAAAUAUUGAAGAUGAAACACUUCAAAAUAUUUUAUAAUCUUCAAACAUUAAUGUGAAGUUAAUUCAGUUCUCGUAGCUUAGUGACCAGAGCAUUAGUGCGUAAAGCCAGAGACCCAGGUCCGAUUCCCGAUGUGGUUUGGAACCAUACUGAAAGCAAUAGCCUGCUGGUUUCUUCUUAGUGAUUGCAGUGUGUUGACUUUUCCUGCCGAUGGCAGUGUUUUAAAAAACAAUGCCGAUUAUCCUGUUGCAUAUUCCCCACGUCAUGGUUAUGCAUCCAAAUUUUCAGGACCAGGAGGAUUCAUAAAAAUAAGAAGAAUAAAUGAAGUGGAAGGUGGAGACAAUAGCCCCUUAGUUAGAGGGAUGUUUGAAGAAGAAUACGAGGAUGGCGGAAAAACCAAAAAAAGUAAAGUCUUUUACAAAUCUGAAUCUGGGUACUCUUCUAGCUCUUUCGACACUGGAACGAAUGGGUUUAAUGAACGUUUCCCUGAUUUUAAUACCGACGAAGAUAGUUUUUUUACCGACGAUAUUGAUAAUAGCAAAAAGAGUUCAAGGCCAGAUGAUCCAUUCAAUAUGGACUUCUUUAAAGUACCUAAUAACGAUUUUAUACCAUCAAACGUUAUGAUGCCCUACGCGCGACCCUCUCUUCGACCAAACUACCAACAACCCUCUGUUCGACCAGCCUACCAACAACCCUCUCUUCGACCAACUUACCAACAGCAAUAUAUUUACCCCAAUUACGGGUAAUUAUGCACGUGAUAACUACAUUUAAGAAUAAAUAAAUUUGAUAUAUUUAUCAUUUUAUAUCUUUUUUUCCUGAACAUGAAUGUUUCUCGUGUAGACAUUUAUCAAAAACGGUAAUUAUUUUUGCUGAAAAAGAAACCGAAGACAUGCAGAGAUUAAAAAAUAGAAACCUUAAAUGUCGUAACUUCCAUUCAGCCUUG
Agrilus planipennis (emerald ash borer) is the source of this 992-nucleotide messenger RNA. RefSeq lists its product as uncharacterized. The record is from RefSeq and is a predicted model, not a curated record. The coding region runs from base 181 to 795 and encodes 204 amino acids. NCBI's taxonomy places the organism in Eukaryota, Metazoa, Arthropoda, Insecta, Coleoptera, Buprestidae. The transcript has 2 exons.